Messenger RNA from Rhineura floridana, 4648 nucleotides. It is a transcript of the gene SLC6A4, whose product is annotated as solute carrier family 6 member 4. Gene Ontology annotation, biological process: serotonin uptake; sodium ion transmembrane transport. Gene Ontology annotation, cellular component: membrane; neuron projection. NCBI's taxonomy places the organism in Eukaryota, Metazoa, Chordata, Lepidosauria, Squamata, Rhineuridae. The record is from RefSeq and is a predicted model, not a curated record. The coding region runs from base 612 to 2612 and encodes 666 amino acids. Gene Ontology annotation, molecular function: serotonin:sodium:chloride symporter activity; serotonin binding. The transcript has 14 exons.
AGCCCGGCCCUGCCAUUAGGCAGGGUGAGACAAAUGUCCCAGGCAGCAGAUUGUAGGUGUCAGGAAAGGGCAGCAAAUACUUAAGCUACAAUCCAAUAGACACUUAUCUGAGAGUAAGUCCCAUUGAACUUCUGAGUAGACAUGUACUGGAUUGCAGCCUUAGCUAUUUAGGCUUGAAUCCAGUACACACUUACCUGCAGCCUUAAUCUGUUAUUGCUGUAUUUUUACUGCCAGGGAUAGGGAGUGGCAUUUCUUGAAUCCCCCCCCUUUCUGGCUCCUUUCAGGUACCUUGGAUACCAGAGCCAGCAUGGUGUAGUGGUUAGAGUAUCGGACUACAACCUGAGAGACCAAGGUUCAAAUCCUCACUCAGCCAUGGAGCUCACUCAGUGACUUUGAGGGCCAGUAACUCAGUCUAACCUACCUCAAAGGGUUGUCGUCAGGAAAAAACUGGAAGUGAGGAAGAGAACCAUGUACAACAGUUUGAGGCCCUUGCAGGGUCUGGAGCCAAGAUAUUGAUGCUGGGGAACUCACAAACUAACCGGUGUCUGGAAAGGUGGUCUUAGUGGAAGUCACUUGCAGAUGGGCAGGAACGCUGCCUUCUAACCUCUGGAAUGGAGAAGGCAGCCCCCAACGAGACCCAGCCUCUCACCUCUCUAAAGGAGGCCUCAAACUGUAAGGAAGGGGGUGACUGCACAGAGAAUGGACUCCUGAUCAAGAUCACCCAAGCUAAAUGUCAACUGGCAGAGGGAGCAAAUCAAACCCGCCCUAGCCAAGAGGACAAAGAGGUGACGACCAGCCCGGUUUCCAAUGGGCUUUCAGGAGCUCAGAGCCCAAGUCUUUGCAAUGUGACAGGAGGCAGUGAAAGUGCCCCCUUGGCACCUCCUGCUGCCACGACCACUACCACUACCAUCUGUGUGGUAGAUGCUCAGCAGCACCUGAUGGAGAUGGGUGAGAGGGAGACGUGGAGCAAGAAAGUGGACUUCCUCCUCUCUGUUAUUGGCUAUGCAGUAGAUCUGGGCAACGUGUGGCGCUUCCCUUACAUAUGUUAUCAAAAUGGAGGAGGGGCUUUCCUCAUCCCGUAUACAAUCAUGGCUAUCUUCGGAGGGAUCCCGCUCUUCUACAUGGAGCUGGUGCUGGGGCAGUAUCACCGAAAUGGAUGCAUCUCAAUAUGGAGGAAGAUCUGUCCCAUUUUCAAAGGAAUUGGCUAUGCCAUCUGUAUCAUUGCUUUCUACAUUGCCUCGUACUACAACACCAUCAUGGCAUGGGCCUUAUACUACCUCGUCUCCUCAUUCACGAGUGAGCUGCCCUGGACCAGCUGCAAAAACCCUUGGAACACCAACAACUGCACAAACUACUUCUCCAACAAGAGCACCGCCUGGACCACCAACUCAACCUCCCCGGCAGAAGAAUUUUAUACCCGCCACAUUCUUCAAGUGCACAGAUCCAAGGGGCUGGAUGACCUGGGAGGGAUCAGCUGGCAGCUCACCCUCUGUUUGCUGCUUAUCUUCACCAUUGUGUACUUCAGCAUCUGGAAAGGUGUCAAAACAUCUGGAAAGGUCGUGUGGGUGACUGCCACGUUCCCUUAUGUCAUACUCUUUAUACUUUUAAUACGGGGUGCUACUUUGCCCGGGGCCUGGAGAGGGGUACUCUACUACUUGAAGCCCGACUGGGAGAAACUUCUUACUACCGAGGUGUGGAUUGAUGCAGCUGCUCAGAUUUUCUUCUCUCUUGGCCCAGGAUUUGGGGUCCUCCUAGCCUUUGCAAGCUACAACAAGUUUCAUAACAACUGCUACCAGGAUGCUAUAGUGACCAGCACAGUGAACUGCAUGACGAGUUUUGUUUCCGGGUUCGUCAUCUUCACUGUGCUUGGCUACAUGGCUGAGAUGAGGAACCAAGAAGUGUCAGAGGUUGCCAGAGAUACUGGACCCAGCCUCCUGUUCAUCACCUAUGCAGAGGCCAUCGCAAAUAUGCCCGCCUCCACCUUCUUUGCCAUUAUAUUCUUCCUGAUGUUAAUCACUCUGGGACUGGACAGCACGUUUGCAGGCCUGGAAGGGGUAAUUACUGCUGUCCUGGAUGAAUUCCCGCACAUCUGGAGCAAGCGCCGGGAGCUGUUUGUGUUGGGCUUCAUCGUGACCUGCUUCAUGGGUGCACUGUCAACGUUGACCUUUGGUGGUGCAUAUGUGGUAAAGCUGUUUGAAGAAUAUGCCACAGGCCCAGCUGUGAUAGCCGUGGUGUUCCUGGAAUCCAUUGCAGUGGCUUGGUUCUACGGUGUCACCCAGUUCUGCAGUGACGUGAAGGAGAUGCUUGGAUUCAGCCCUGGAUGGUUCUGGAGAAUCUGCUGGGUGGCCGUCAGCCCUAUAUUCCUCCUGUUUAUCAUUUGCAGCAUCAUGUCCAGCCCCCCAGAGCUCCGCCUCUUCAACUACACUUAUCCUUACUGGACCAUGGUUUUGGGUUACUGUAUCGGGACGUCGUCCUUCAUUUGCAUUCCUGCCUACAUGGUUUAUCGGUUGGCAACUACUCCAGGAACACUUAAAGAGCGUAUUCUAAAAAGCAUUACUCCAGAAACAGCCACAGAGAUUCCCUUUGGUGACAUCCGUAUGAAUGCUGUCUAAAUAGCUGUUGGUGGGAGUUGGAGAGGUGGGUGCGGGAAGGGUGACACUAGCUCCCUGCCCCUCUUGUUGCUUUUAAGUUCUUUCCCCAAAAGAACUGAAGUUCCACCAAGAAGCGCGUUUGUGAUGGAGACAGAAGCGUGGUGACAAAAGGGUAGGCCUCCAAAUGUUUUAAACUGAAGACUGGCUGCACUCCCUGGCACCAGACUCUAUUCUGAGUUCAUUUUACUGCACUGGCUUUGUUUUGGAAACAUGAGGACGCGCAAGCAUGAAUGAGUAUUCACAACUCCAUACAAGGGCAGGGGGCUGUGUGAAUGCAUGCAUGGUUUACUCAAGCCUCUUGUCAGAGCAACUGUCGCGAUUUAGGAUUAUAUUUAGACCCAUCUGUCUGUGCCAGCACACCUGUUAUCACUCUCAAUGUGACCCUCUGUGUAGACCCUGUUGUAUUUGCUUCUAAGGACCUCACUGUUUUUGACGAAGCUGAAGAAAUGCAGGAACUCGUCCAGUCCUGCUAGCCACAUCUUACCAAAUUAAUAUACAGAGUUUCCUGGAUUGAAUGUCCACCUCAAACCCCUACGAGAGAGGCGUUACCAAAAAGCCCUCUUCAAGAGUUCAGCUUACAGAGCUGCAGCUUUUGCAGCAUUAUACCACUAUGAGACUUUCUGGGGAGAGAGGAAAGGAAAUUAAAUGUUGCUGUAAAAGCAGGGGCAAGAGUGGAGCCAAUAGCUAUCCCCAGAAAAAUGGCAUGUUAGAGGAGACAGGAAGAUCAUUCUCCCUGAUGAGUUACCUAUAUGCAGGGAUUAUUUGGUGUCUUUCUUUUAAUGAGAGGAGGAGCAUUCAACCUCCACCUGCAGUCUGAAGUUGGAGCCCUGCAAGAGCCGCAUCACAUGAUCCUGCUAAUCAUGUACCUCAGUCCUAAGAAAGGGCUCAACCUCAGUGGAGGUGGUGAAGUCACCCAGUGGCGACUAUGUGAAUCCUUUAAACAAGUGCCAGCCAUUGAAUGAGUUGCCUGUUCUCCACUUCCUGUCACAAGACAUUUCAGAAGACUGCAAGGGCCCAGCCUACCACAACAUGUUGGCAUCCAAAUGUACAUGGGGGUUCACCCCUUGCAUCACUCCCCAGCUCUUCACCUGACCACCACUCCAGGCGCAAGUGUCGAGUGCAUCCAUCCUUUCUACUCAUUUGAUUGUGCACCGGGGAGAUGUUACUUACAAGGCUAAGUGUCACAUCCACAUGGUGCUUGUUGCAGCAGGCUGAUGCAUUCGUGCAGAAUGCCCUUCCAUAGCCCAGCGUAGCCACACAGAGAAAUAAUUCUUCAGGAGUGUCUUAAUUUGUGUUUUCUUUUUUCUUAAUGGGGUGGGCAUAGAGCCAUUUUGCAGUUUUAUGCAACCACUCCAUGGGAGCUCUGCAUCAGGGGACAGAUGGCAAGUGACGAAUGAGGCUCUCAAAAGCCUCUUUUAUGAGCACUAAACUGCAAACCGACAACACUGAUAGGACCACUAAAUUGGUGUGUGUAUUUCUAUUACAAAAAAACUAACAAUGGUGUAACUAGUUGGCUGACUGGGCUACACUGAACACAUACAAUGCUGAUAUUCCAAUUUACUAGGCCCUCUGACAAAUGCUGCUGUUCUGAACACACUUAUCUAUGGAGCUGUUAAGUAUGCCAAAGCAAAUAGUAUGAAAUCAAUUUCUGGUACAUGAACAUAACCCAAUGAAAGUUUCUGCUGCACAGGCCACAUUACAUGGAAUGGGAAAUGUGCAAGAGGCUGGUUUGGAAACUAACUUAGGCUACUACUACCCUUUCUGUAUGAACUGGGACUGUGUUUACCUUUUGGUAUGGAGAAAUUAAAACUGGAGUUUUAUUUUACAAAACUAAAGUAUUCCUCGCUUAACUUGUAUAUAAUGCAACUAUAUUAAUUUAUGCUACUGCUUUAGUUAUAUUUAAUGUCCCCAGCUGGAUUGUAAGUCAUCAGUAUGUGCCUUGCGAUGUAAACUGUUACUGUAAUAAAUUUAGUAUCACAAUAAAAUGGCAGUUGUAU